Gossypium raimondii (Peruvian cotton) is the source of this 3693-nucleotide messenger RNA. RefSeq names its product structural maintenance of chromosomes protein 6A. Gene Ontology annotation, molecular function: single-stranded DNA binding; protein binding; ATP binding. Lineage: Eukaryota; Viridiplantae; Streptophyta; Magnoliopsida; Malvales; Malvaceae. The transcript has 28 exons. Bases 126 to 3302 code for a protein of 1058 amino acids. Gene Ontology annotation, cellular component: chromosome; nucleus; Smc5-Smc6 complex. Gene Ontology annotation, biological process: double-strand break repair via homologous recombination; chromosome organization. The record is from RefSeq and is a predicted model, not a curated record.
UUAAACACCUCCCCAUUUCAAGAGUCAAGGGCAAGUUUCCUUGUACUGUCUUCGUUCGGAACUUUAAUUUUUCCGUUUCUCGUGAUUCUAGGGUUUUGGUGGUCGGGAGACCCCAGGAUACAACCAUGAGUAGUUCUAGGGUUUUUUCCGGUCAGAUGUAUGGAGCUCAACGAUCCGGGGCGGGUACCAUUAGGAGGAUCCGGUUAGAGAACUUCAUGUGCCACAAUAGUCUCGAAAUCGAACUCGGCGAGUGGGUUAAUUUCAUCACCGGUCAAAACGGAAGCGGGAAGAGCGCGAUACUGACCGCUUUAUGUAUCGCGUUUGGCUGCCGCGCUAGAGAAACUCAGAGAGCGUCUAAGUUGAAGGAAUUCAUAAAAACUGGUUGCAGUUAUGCUACUGUUCAAGUGGAUAUCAAAAACGAAGGAGUUGAUUCUUUUAAGCCAGAAAUUUUUGGUGAUACCAUAAUUAUUGAACGCAGGAUUUCUGACACUACGAGUUCCACUGUUUUGAAAGAUCGACAAGGUAGAAAAGUUGCUAGCCGCAAAGAGGACCUUCGUGAGCUGGUUGAACAUUUCAAUAUUGAUGUCGAGAAUCCGUGUGUUAUUAUGAGUCAAGACAAAAGCAGGGAGUUUUUGCACUCUGGGAAUGACAGAGAUAAAUUCAAGUUCUUUUUCAAGGCUACGCUUCUUCAACAAGUUGAUGAGCUUUUACAAAGUAUUAUUAAACAAUUGAAGGAUGCAUGUGCUCUUGUAGAUGAGUUGGAAAAAUUGAUAAGACCUGCACAGCUUGAAUUGAGUGAACUGCAAGAAAAGAUUGAAAACAUAAAGCGUGUAGAACAGAUUUCACAGGAGGUGCAGCUGUUAAGGAAAAAGCUUGCUUGGUCAUUGGUGUACGAUGAAGAUAAGCGAUUACAAGAGCAAUCAAAGAACAUUGAAACACUGAAAAAGCGCAUUCCCACUUGCCAAGCUAAAAUUGAUUCAACAUUAGAUAAAUUGGAGAAGUUGUUGGAACGCCUUUCGAAGAAGAAAGUUCAAGUUGCAUCUUUGGUGGAGAAAACAUCUGAAGUGAAAAGAAAGAAAGAUGAAUUGUGGGACGCUCUUUGCUCGGCAAGGAAAGAAAAGCUUGAGCUUGAAGAAGAGCAUCGCCGCGGCACUAAGCAAAUUCGCAAGAUGAGGAAUGAUGUUAGGAGGCUUGAAGAGCAAGCCCGUGAUAUUCAGGAUAAACAUAUUAGAAAUACACAGGCUGAAGAAUCAGAAAUAGAAGAGCAGAUUAAGGAACUGGAAUAUGCUGUUGAUAAUGUCCAGUCAUUGCUCUCUAGUUUGAAGGAUGAGGAGAAUACUUUAUCAGAACAGAUUUCAGCAGAAAUGGAUGCAAUGAAGAAGAUUAAUGAUGAGAUUAAUUACUACGAAAGAAAGCAGCGUGAAGUUCAUCAUCAAAUUUGUGAGCUCCGUCUACAUCAAACCAACAAGGUCACUGCCUUUGGUGGUGACGGAGUGCUACGUCUUCUACGUGAAAUUGAGAGGCAUCACAAGGCAUUUAGCAUGCCACCAAUUGGUCCAAUUGGUGCUCAUGUGACAUUGGUCAAUGGUGAUACAUGGGUUCCUGCUGUUGAACGAGCUAUUGGGAAGAUGCUAAAUGCAUUCAUUGUUACAAAUUCUGAGGAUGCUUGUGCUCUUAGAAAAUGUGCAAGGGAGGCAAGAUAUAACUUCUUUCCAAUUGUCAUACAGAGGUUUUCAAGACCAAGGUUGAUAAUACCAAAUCAUUCACUCCCCCAGACGAGCCACCCAACUACUCUAUCUGUUUUACAUUCAGAUAAUCCUACCAUCUACAAUGUCUUGGUAGAUGUGUGUAAAGCUGAGAGGCAAGUUCUUGUCAAAGAUUACAAUAUGGGAAGAGCUGUCGCAUUUGAUCAAAGAAUACCGAAUAUGUUGGAGGUUUUUACCCUAGAUGGGUUUAAAAUGUUUUCACGGGGUUCAGUCCAGACAGUUCUUCCCAUAAACAAAAAUCUUAAAAUUGGCCGUCUUCGGGGUUCUUUUGGUGAUCAAGUUAAGGAGUUUGAAAGUCAUGUGUCAAAUAUUCAACAAGAUAUUGAUCAGUGCAAAAGUAGGAAGAGGGAGCUAGAGAAAAAGGUUCAGGAUUUUAACAGGAAGCUAGAUAAUAAGAAGAAAAGGCGCUUGGAUGUGGAACGAGAGUUCAUGGCUAAGAGAAUGAAACUGCAGGAUAUGCAGAAGUCACAUGCUGUUGAUGCUAGUCUGUUGCCUGAGUCAACUACUAAUGAACUUCUUCAAGAAAUUUCAGAUGGUAAAAUGGUGAUCAACAAGAAGGAAGCAUUGCUAGAAACACUUAAAGAUAGGAUCAAUGAAGCAGAAGAAAAGGCCAGAACUCUUAAGUUAUCAUUUGAGGAUUUAGGGGAGUCAACAAAGGGGGAGGUUGAAGCCUUUCAGAAAGCAGAGGAGGAGUUAACAGAGAUAGAGAAAGAAAUACACAAUGCAGAAGCGAAUAAGCUCCAUUAUGAAAAUAUUAUGAACAACAAGGUUCUUCCUCAAAUCAAGGAGGCGGAGGCAAAAUAUCUGGAACUUGAAAAGGAUCGUAAGGAGAGCUAUAAAAAGGCUUCUGUUAUUUGCCCUGAGAGUGAUAUUGAAGCUUUAGGAGAUAGGGAUGAAACCACAACUGAGCAACUGGAUGCCAAGCUGAAGAGACUGAAUCAGAGACUUAUGCAUGAGAGCCAACAAUAUUCGGAAUCGAUUGAUGACCUUAGGAUGUUGCAUCAGGAGAAAGAGCGUAGAAUUUUGAGGAAACUGCAUACUUAUAAAGCUUUUCGAGAAAGAUUAGAUGCUUGUCAAAAAGCUCUCGACUUACGUUGGAAAAAAUUUCAACGUAACGCAUCACUUCUGAGACGCGAGUUGACUUGGCAAUUUAAUGGCCAUUUGGGAAAGAAAGGUAUCAGUGGACAAAUUAAUGUUAGUUAUGAAGAAAAGACCCUUUCAGUAGAGGUUAAAAUGCCUCAAGAUGCAUCAAGCACCAUCGUUCGUGAUACAAGAGGGCUCUCAGGAGGAGAGCGGUCCUUCUCAACAUUAUGUUUUGCGUUGGCUCUUCAUGAUAUGACUGAAGCCCCAUUUCGAGCUAUGGAUGAGUUUGAUGUGUUCAUGGAUGCUGUUAGCCGAAAAAUCAGCCUGGACACGUUAGUCGAGUUUGCAUUGGCUCAAGGAUCCCAAUGGAUAUUUAUCACACCUCAUGAUAUCAGCAAUGUGAAGAAUGGAGAGAGGAUAAAGAAACAGCAGAUGGCAGCUCCUCGCUCAUGAUUGUUAUUGCAGUAAGACAAAGCUAAACUUAUAUCUCCUUCCCUAAAUAUAUGUAUGAUUAGUAUUCAUGUUUUCUCUUUCUUCCACCCCCUUCCCUUCCCACUUAAGAAGCUUCUGUUUUUCGUUUUUGUCGCGCUUCAAGCACAUGUGAAGUUAAAUGAAUAUCAACACAGGGGAAGGAUGUAUGCAUGUCUCAAUGUAGAUUUAUCUUUCUUCUUCAUUAAUCAGUUAUAGGUUCUCUUUUGGGUUAUGCAAAUUGAGGUAAUCUAACAUGGAUGCUCGGCUUACAGUCCGGCAGAAUUUGCAGACUUUAGCAAACUUAAUGUAAAUUAAUAUAUUUAUAUACCCAUCUCUAUGGACUUUUGCUUUGGCAAGAACAAGACAAGCUAAA